This is a messenger RNA of Aphanomyces astaci, 1311 nucleotides long. RefSeq lists its product as hypothetical. The record is from RefSeq and is a predicted model, not a curated record. NCBI's taxonomy places the organism in Eukaryota, Oomycota, Saprolegniomycetes, Saprolegniales, Verrucalvaceae. The transcript has 5 exons. The coding region runs from base 1 to 1311 and encodes 436 amino acids.
AUGCAUGGUCAUUUCGAAGUCCUCCCACUGCACUGGAAUGGCCGACUCAUGCAGAUGUGGAAUCAACUGAUGGCUUCGUCCGACGAGAAAAUCCACGUCAUCGUAAGUACGGCAGCCCAAGAAGCCGUCCGCCAAGCCGCAGCUGUGGGUAUCGUCGCGGUCGCCAGCCAAACUUGGAUCGACCAAGUACCCAAGAUCAACUACCGCAGUGCCCGUGAGCAUCACGCCAACAUGCUCACGGGCACUGCGGUAGUUGAUCUUGGGUACUUGGUCACUACGGCCACUUGCAACCAACUUCUACCGCUGCAGCAGCUCGCCGUGGUCUGCUGCGAAUGGUUCGAUUCGUGUCACCUCACGCAGGAGGGCAACCUCCAGGAAAAGGCGUUCAAUAAUGACCCAUUUUUCGAGAUGCCGCGAUUGUUUUGCGUCGUUGUCGGAAGUACAGGGUGUCUUUUCCCCGUGACAAUCCGCGAAGACGAGACCGUCAGUGUACUCAAGGACAAAAUCGCGAUCAAAGCGAUGUACCAAUUCCCAGCCGACGAGAUGGAUCUCUUCAAGGCGAAGGAUGGUACCGGGUUCUCCUGCGAAGCCGCAGCAGCAGUGACCCUCGCCGACCUCCAAGACGUCCAACGCUUCGAGGCGAUGGGGCCAGCGCUCUCGAUCAAGAAAGCGUUUGGAGGCACAUUUCCACCGAACGAAGAAGAAGUCUACGUGUUCGCGGUCGCUCCUGAACAACCCGCCGCAAGCUCCGCGGCGUCGCUUGUCGAGAUCGAUGAGGGCGUAUGCAAGAAACACAAGAGAGACGAAGACGAGGGCUCCCUGUCGAUUUCAAAGCUGACGUUUCCGAAAAUCACAGAGUUGGGGUAUUCCAUGAAAGGGUGGAUGUUGCCGCCGGUGGACGGCGUCCCGCGGCAGAAUAUUCCAGACUUCGAAUGGAUGGACGGUGUGAAUGAGACCGACUCGAGGAACGUUCAAAGGUACAAGGACUACGUUGCGUAUAUGCUGCGGGACUUUCCGCAACUCAUGAUCACAACCACGGUUCACCUCGGCCUCAGCACCCCGUGGGCGAAUCCCGACGCAGACUCACGGGGGCCCCCGACUUUGGUGAUGGUGAUCGAGCUGAAAAAACAUGACACGCUGUCGGUCGCCAAUAUCGCUCAGACGGUGGGAUACUUGCUGGCAGCACAUACCCUCUUCGAUAAGCAAGCAUAUCGACCUACUCCCGUCGGCAUGGACCACCAGAAGCUGACCCGCGAGACUGCGUGGCAGUACAUUCGGAGGCAUUGCGAAUACGUCAACUCGGUCCUCUGA